Molecule: messenger RNA, 2145 nt
Organism: Anopheles nili
Lineage: Eukaryota; Metazoa; Arthropoda; Insecta; Diptera; Culicidae
Product: protein 5NUC-like
Exons: 4
Coding region: 1-1827 (608 amino acids)
Biological process (GO): AMP catabolic process
Cellular component (GO): plasma membrane
Molecular function (GO): nucleotide binding; metal ion binding; 5'-nucleotidase activity
Source: RefSeq, a predicted model, not a curated record
AUGUCAUCGACGUGUACGCUGUUGCUGUUGGUUGCUGCCUGGUUCACUUGUAGCAUGGCAGCACCAAAAGCAGGUGGAUUGGAGCUUAUCAUACUACACAACAAUGAUAUGCACGCCCGCUUUGAGCAAACCGGUGCCUAUAGCAACGAAUGCCAACCAUCCGAUGUAUCCAGCAACCGGUGUUAUGGAGGAUUUGCCCGAGUCGCUCAUAAAGUUCGCGAAUACCGAGCGACCGAAGCUGCGGGCGGACUUCCGGUCUUGUAUCUCAAUGCGGGCGAUACCUAUACCGGAACGCCGUGGUUUGCGAUAUACAAGGACAACAUAACCGCUGCCUUUCUUAACAUACUGAAACCAGAUGCCAUUUCUCUCGGCAACCAUGAGUUCGACUUGGGUGUCGAAGGAUUGGUUCCCUUCCUGAAUGAAGUCGACUUUCCGGUGCUGGUGGCGAACCUAGAUCUGUCCAAGACGCCUACAAUGCAGAGCACCAAGUCCCUGCAGCGAUCGGUCGUGUUUACCAAGGCGGGAGUGCGCAUAGGCGUGAUUGGCUAUCUCACGCCGGAAACGAAGCAACUCACGCCGGUGAACACAGUUGAAUUUGAAGACGAAAUCACCGCCAUCAACAAGGAGGCAACCACCCUAAAGGAGCAAGGUGUACAGAUUCUCAUCGCCCUUGGGCACAGCGGGUUGGAGCGUGACAAACAGAUAGCAGCCGCAUGUCCCGACGUGGACUUAGUGAUCGGAGGCCAUUCGCACACGUUCCUGUACAGCGGCACGGCGCCGGAUGUGGAACAACCGGCCGGACCGUAUCCUGUGAUGGUACAGAACACUGUCGGGAAGAACGUGCCAGUGGUGCAGGCUUACGCAUAUACCAAGUACCUUGGCUAUCUGCACCUUAUGUUUGACGCGGACGGAAAUUUGAUCGAGUUCGACGGAAGCCCGAUACUGCUAAACGGUACCGUCCAGCGGGACUCAGACGUUCUGGAGUUGCUGGAGAUUUACCGACCCGGUAUCCUGGCGCUGGACGCCCAGAUUGGACGCACGAAUGUGUUUCUUGACGCGAGCCGCUGCCGGUUCGAGGAAUGUAACAUCGGCAACAUGAUAGCAGACUCGCUCGUGGUGACGUACGCGAUAACGCGCGAACAGGCCAACGAUGGCUUUUGGACGGACGCAGCGAUCGGGUUCAUACAGGGUGGUGGCAUCCGGGCUUCCAUCAGUGCGGGACCGAUCACAAAGAAGGAUCUGAAGACAGUGCUGCCAUUCGGCAACGCGAUGGUGCUGGUGGAGAUCACCGGUACCCAGCUGCGUCAGAUGCUCGAGCAAAGUGUCCACCGGUACGACGGCGUGUCCGGAUACGGAGAAUUCCUGCAGAUGGCGGGCGUCCACGUGGAGUACGAUCUCUCGCGUCCUCCGCUGGAGCGAGUUGUUGCAGUCGAGGUACGGUGCGCUCAGUGUCAAGUACCGACGUACGAAGCUCUGCAGGCCGAUGAACACUAUCGCGUGAUCUUAAGCCAGUUCCUGUAUGAGGGUGGCGAUGGAUACGAUAUGCUGCCUGGUUCCCCGAUGCAAUUGCUCACAUUCGGCGAGUAUGAGAUUACCGAGGAAUAUCUUGUGCGUUACUCGCCUAUUUAUCCGGCGAUCGAGUGGCGAAUUCGACUGGAAGGCCAACCCAUUAUCCCGACGACCGAAGGACCAGUUGGACCUACCACCACUACGAUAGCUAGCACAACCGAAGAUGAUAACGGGGCUGGACGAAGAUUAGAUGGUUUGACACUUGUCACAGUCGGAAUGACGCUCGUGGCUACGCUGACCGCACGUCACGUGUUGUAAAUAGUACCCUCAUAUCUUGCAACAAGCAAUGUGUACCUUGUGUUUCCAUCAGGUACAUUGUGUACCGUGUUAUUAACGGGGUUUUUUUUUGUGGAAAAUCCCAAGAAAAAGCAACAGAAAACAAGAGUUGAAAGAUCAACACUUAAACAACUUAGCCGUUGCUUAGCAAUUGCGAUCAGUCGAUCUCGAACUUCAUGCAGCGCAAAUAAAUAACAAACAACAAUGAUAGUUUACGAAAACCGCACUGUUCCGGGAAGUGUUUUCAGUUGUGUUCUGUUAUUUAAGACAAAACUAAGCAGUCUACAAUACAUUGAUUAG